AUCAGCUCAUACCUCCCUUUCCAGUUGGAAAGAAAGUACGAAAGAAAGAAAGAAAGAAAGCACACACUCACACACGAGAGAAGGGUGAAAAGAAGGCUACAAUCAGCUUACACAAAGACGAGCGCGCGCGCGCGCGUGUGUGUGUGAGUGAGACGCGAAGAAGCAGAACGAACGGUGCAAGAAACCAACAGCAACAACAACAACAACAACAACAAAAACAGCAGAUGGAGUCGGCAGCCUCCGUCGCCGCCGCCGAGCAAGAGCAGCCGCCCCAGGAGCCCCAGGAGCCGCCCCUGGUGCUGCUGCGGCUAGAAAAACCAUGCCUCCCGCAAGCAACGGUAUAUGCCGAGCAGGCGCAGCAGCAGGAGGAGGAGGUGGUGGUGCAGCAGCGGGAGGAGAAGUUGCAGAAUGGCGCUAGCGGGGUGAACGGCGCGAGCGAACAGUCCCCCCCACCAUCGCCACCGCCGGUCGGGGAACGUUCCCACUGCUGCGAGCCAGCCGCGACGCCACCGUCGGGCGGGGACGGGCAGGAGCAGGGCGGGCUCAUAACGGCACUUGCCCCUGCAGCCGCUGCAGCGCUGGGGCCGACCGGGCCUGCGCCCGACCAGCCGGCGGAGAACCACAACACUCUCGGCACGAACGUCGUCGGUGCGUCAACGGCUCCGUGCAGCGGUGCGCAACAGAUCGUGUACGUACGCGGUGCGCAAACGUGCGCUCCAGAGGCAACGCCGCUCGGCCACUGCGACAACGUGGUGCGCAUACAGAUUGUCCCGGCAGACGAGCAGGAGGAGCCGGCGCAGGACGAUUCGCUAGUGAAGGACGAAGAAGAAAAGUGUGUGAAGUGUGAGGGCGAGGAAGGGCAGGAGGACUGCAACAACAACAACAGCAGCAGCAGCAAGUGUCCGGCGCAGAGUGUAACGGUCGUGUCGGUCGUGCCGGACUCACAGCCACCACCACCCCGGCCAUCCUCUUCCUCCUCCUCCUCCUCCUCCUCCUCCUCCUCCUCCUCCACCACCUCCUCCUCCUCCACCGUGCUGGUGACGGUCACGUUCGAGGAUCGGACGCUGGUGCGCGUCGCAUCGCCCGACCCGCCGGAACCACCGACCAGCACCGCCGCGAUGGUGCAGAAGAAGCGGCACGAGCCGGCCGACCUGGACGGUGCCCCGUACGUCUACUACAUGGCGGCCCGGUCGGCCGGCGGCUCGACCGGCGGCUCGAGCGGCGGCUCGAGCGGCCAGUGCUCGCCGAGCGAUAUGCUCGACAGUGGCACCUGCAGCGAUAUCGAGCUGACGCCGCCGCCGCUGCCGAAAAAGAUGUCGCAACGGUUGCGCGCGUCGUCCGGCGCGAUAAAGAAAAGCCUCGCGGACGGGGGCGAUAUGGUGCGGCCGGCAGUGACACCACCGCCGCCGGUAUCGGCACCACCGACGCCACCGCUCGCAGCAGCAGCAGCACCGCCACCACCGGUAUCGGGGGUUGAUAACGACGACGACGACAACGGGCCGGAUAGCGUUAUCAGCGUGGCGCACCAACACGAGCAGCGGCUCCAGCACCAGCAGCAGGAGACGGCCCGCAACAGACAGAACGCGGAGCAGACGGUCGACGGUUACGACACGGGGCGGACGGCCCAGCACCAGCACGCAGCAAGUCUCAUCUCGGCGACCGAUAGUGACGGGUCGGAAUCGUGCCUGAGCUGCGAUUCGCUCAACUUCGAGCAGCUCCAGUCGAGCCUGGUGGUGGUGGCGGCGGCAGAGGCGGAGGAAGAGGAGGAAGGACAGCAGCUAGCGGUGCUAGCGAAGCGGACCGGUGGCGGUCCGGCCCUGCCCGACUCGCUGCUCGCCGCAAUACGGGGCAGCCGGCCCAAGGUGUACUGCACCGACGACGACGACGACGACGCCGCCGCGGACGCAGACGACGAACCCGACGAGGACGAGGAGCGGAAGGUGGCCCGCCUGCCACCGCCGCCGGUGACCCAUCAUGGUGGGCAGCGGUCCGGGGGGCCGCUCGAUCUGAACAGCUUCGCGUCGGCGGCAGCGGCGGCGGCGGCCGUCGCCGCCAGCAGCACCACCACCACCCGCACGCUACUGAUGGACAAAAUCAACAGCCUCGAGGCGGGCCGGGCGGUGCGCCACGAUCAACCCGAUCAACAGCCGUCCAGCAACCUGCCGUUGCUGCACCACCACCACCACCACCACCCAAUCAAUGAGCGGGCGCCGAGCAGCUGCUCGGCCAGCUCGCACACCGCCGAGAGCGUCCGCAGCAAUCAGUUCGAGAGCGACCGGUACUACAAGUUUCAUCUGAACGAGCGGGCGGCGGGCGAGCAGCAGGGCGCGACCCGGCCCGGCUCGCCGGACACCCGGCCCGGACCGUCGGCCGGGGCGGCCACCGCCGCCGCCGACGACGACGACGAGAGCUUCGCCGGGCUGCGCGACCUCAGCAACGGCACGUCGACGAUCCGCAGCAACAAGGGCACGGUGCGGGGCGUCAAGAACCGGGUCCGCAACGGGAUCGCCACCUUUCUCCAGAUGCAGCAGACCGGCAUGAAGAACUACAAGGACAAGGAGGCGGGCAAGGUGGUCGUGUACAGCACCAGCAUGGGCAUCGUGCGGGAAACGUACACCAAGUGCGCGAACGUGAAGCAGAUCCUGCGCACGCUGCUGGUCAAGUUCGAGGAGCGGGACAUCUUCAUGAGCAGCGAGUACCAGCAGGAGAUCCGGGAGCGGAUGCAGUCGGACACGAUCAACAUACCGCAGGUGUUUGUGGACGGUCAGCACAUCGGGGACGCCGAAUGUAUCGAGCGGCUGAACGAGAGCGGCGAGCUGCGCAAAAUGCUGAAACCGUACAAGUGUCUGGAGUCGCCGUACAUGUGCAAGGUGUGCGGCGGGUACCGGUUGCUGCCGUGCCCGUCCUGCGGCGGCUCGAAGAAGUCGAUCCACCGGAACCACUUCACCGCCGAAUUCGUCGCCCUCAAGUGCAUGAACUGUGACGAGGUCGGGCUGGUCAAGUGUCACAACUGCUGAGCGGGGGUUUUUUUUUGGGAGGGGGUGUUACAAUUUUAUCAGUACCACAUUACACACACACACAGAGGGAGCCUCCGAGCGUUUUUUCCCCCGAGAGGGCGCUAUCGCUCCCCAAAGCACUUUAUAAGCAGGCCGACGAAGGAGCUGAGCAGGGUAAACGGAGGACAGUGGCAGAGUCAGAGUAUGAUAGUAGCUAAGGAGAAGCUUCAUGUUUUAGGUGCGCGCGCGUGUGUGUGUGUGUAUGAGUGGGUUUAUUAUUGAUAGACACGCAUGACCACGUCGGGCUGGAAGGAGCCGAACAACAGGAAAAAUGGACACGGUCCCCCUUAUUUCGUUACUUAGUAGUUUGUCGUCUGUAGCAUGUAGCGGGUUUUGUUCGUUAAGUGAUUAGUGUGUCCCUGGUGUACUUCCUUCUUUUCUUUUCUCCUACACACACACACACACACACAGACACAUGCACAAACAUACAUAUUAUUAAAAGAAUAUUUUGUGCGCUCAAAAAAGCGACAUUCAGUUAGCUUUCUGUCAUCCUCCCGCAGUCAGCACGUUGUAGGCACACUAUUUAAACAAAUAUAACUUUUUAUUAUUAUUUUACGCAAACACACACACAUACAUACACAUGUUAGUAAGGUUCCCAUUCAUCCUCAAAUAGCAGGUUUAGUUCUGUGUUUUUUUUUUUGCUAUCUUUUCUGUAUAUCUAUUUAACACACACAAACAAAACGGGAAGGGGCCUGCAAGCGUUUAUUGUACAUAGUGAUAAUCCGUACUGCUACUACUAGCAUCACUAGCUGUGUUUUUUUUUUUUUUUUUUUUGCUCAAACGUAAUGUAAUACGACUUAUCGACUUUCAUACUAGACCGCAUUAUCUUAAUCAUUAUCUUAAUACUCCUUCCCCCCCCCCCUUUUUUUGUUGGCCGUAAAAACAAGGGUUGCUGCGCUGCCCACUGUCCCGGAAGCCAGUCGUGGCCAGACAUUUUGUGUGACGUGGAGGAACUAGAUAGGGUGUGAUAGAUAGAGAAAGAGAGAGAGAGAGAGAGAGAGAGAGAGAGAGAGAGAGAUAG
Molecule: messenger RNA, 4077 nt
Organism: Anopheles gambiae (African malaria mosquito)
Lineage: Eukaryota; Metazoa; Arthropoda; Insecta; Diptera; Culicidae
Product: protein wings apart-like
Exons: 4
Coding region: 225-3017 (930 amino acids)
Biological process (GO): sensory perception of sound
Source: RefSeq, a predicted model, not a curated record